This is a messenger RNA of Arabidopsis thaliana (thale cress), 499 nucleotides long. RefSeq lists its product as uncharacterized. The coding region runs from base 80 to 364 and encodes 94 amino acids. NCBI's taxonomy places the organism in Eukaryota, Viridiplantae, Streptophyta, Magnoliopsida, Brassicales, Brassicaceae. The transcript is spliced from 2 exons. The record is from RefSeq and is marked reviewed.
UAGAAAAGUACGUCAAACAAACACACCACGUAUCACAAAUUAAAACAAAAUUGUGUUGAAUCAAAACUAUUAAACAAAAAUGGUGAGUAUCAUGAAGAUAAUGAUGAUCAUGGUUUUGUUAGUGGUUGGCGUCAGUGCAAAGACGGUGGAAGAAUGUAAACGAACAACGUGCGCGACUAAAUGUCGUGACAGCAAAAGUUUUGCUUGUUCUGAUUGUAUCAUUCAUUGCGCUUUUCCUGGAAGUGAAAGCAAAAUAAGUCAACCACGGGCUUUGUGUCUCAGGAAUUGUGAUGUCGGAUGUCGCCCAAGCAACACCUGCUACCAACGUUGUAUUAAACACUGUCCUCCUCAAUCUUUGAUUUGAGAUUUACGUGCACCUGCCUUUUAGAUUCGAGUCUUUGAUGUUUGGAUGUAAUUUACAUGAAAUUACGUCUCGUAAACAUAUUUAAAUUUAAUAAAUAAAUAAAUUUAUUGAAACAUUUGGCGGUGUCACAAUUAC